Fusarium vanettenii 77-13-4 is the source of this 2052-nucleotide messenger RNA. RefSeq lists its product as uncharacterized. The record is from RefSeq and is a predicted model, not a curated record. The transcript is spliced from 11 exons. NCBI's taxonomy places the organism in Eukaryota, Fungi, Ascomycota, Sordariomycetes, Hypocreales, Nectriaceae. The coding region runs from base 1 to 2052 and encodes 683 amino acids.
AUGUUCGCCCUCAAAUCUCUUCUCACCAUCGCCUUCAUGGCCUUCGUAGGCAUAAUCACACUCUGGCAGUCCUCAACCACCCAAAUCGACUCCCCCAUCGGGAAAAUCAGUAUCCACCAGAUGCAUGUUGAUCGCAUCUGCCAUGUCUAUGAUGCCAUGCGGCGCGUUCGUCCCGGCCUGACCUUACCUACCAACCUCUACGACUAUCUGGGCGUCGGCAAAAGGAGUGAUACCGACGCUCUAGGCAUUUGGAGAGUCUCCGCCUCCCGCGCUUGGAAUUACCUUAGCGACAAUAGAGAGCCCGACCGUGAGCUUUUCCUCCAAGCCUCUUCGGUGUUGCUGGAUCAGUCCACUCGCAGUGUGUAUGAUGGUACGUUUUGGCCUGCCAUUGAGGCUGCACCGCGUCAUCUCAAAGUCCAAAAGCUGAGAGAGUUAUGUGCUUGGACCCAAGAGACCUUGCGGACAUCAAAGCUUCUAGGACUGGUCCAGCAGAGCAACAGAAAGCUCAUUCAAGACAAAGCGCCAGGACAAGUGAAAGCGUGGGAUGGUGGCACAAUGUACCUUGCAUGUCACCUACCGGUAGAGUGCCUAACCUCCAACAAAGGCUCUUGGGCAACCGGCAUAUUAGACAACCUCGACCUUGUCAUAUUUUCAUUUCAGACUCUUCCUCUUACGGCUCUUUUCUUCCUCUUCCCCCCCGACCUUCUUACCCUUAACCCCCUUCCACUAUCACAUUCUCCUUCAUUACUCUCUUCGUGCCUACCACCGAACAACCUCACUGUUGGCGCCAUGGUCGUGACUGACCGUAUCAAGGAGCGUACCCGCCACAUCCAGCGAUAUUACCCUGCUGACGGGCCCAUGCCUUACAAGCAUCUCAUUACCCCCGAACAUCUCGCCAGAGCUCAGUUUCUGCAGCCCAAGUACAAAUUCGAUGACUUCCCCGGUGAUCUUGAAGAGUUUCCCGCCAGCUGGGGUGAUGCAUCGAGUUCAUCAGGGAAGAACUCUCUGUCGGGCGUCCUACAUAGCCCUGCAUGGACGUCUCUGCCGACUCAAUCUCAGCCUGCUUCUAGACAAGUGAUUGAGAUCGAGUCAGAAGUCCUGCCUAAGGCUGGCGGUGCUAAUCAAGAUCAAUUAGCUCAAGAUCCUCCCGUCCAGGCUACCGCCCAGCUGUCUCUGAAAGGCCCUGACGAGCAGGCGAAGGAUGCACAGGGCGCAAUGUCCUUGCUCAAGGACCUCGUUGAUGGAACUCCCGCACAAACCCCACGGACCGACCAGCAAUCCGAACGUGCCACUGGUCGCCCCCGCGACCUCUCGGAACAGCUAAUCCCCGAUGUCGACUGCUGGGGCAGUGUACGUCGCCUUUCCAACCCCUGGAACACAACCGAGAAAGGCACUGGCUGUAGUGGGGAUAAUGGGAUAGAAGUUGUAGCAACUUCUCAGCCUGCCAACGCUUCAACCUACUCGGUCGAAAAUGGGGGGCCCUCCAUGACCCAGCAUCAAGUGAACAAGCCCAACUCGUCAGGUGCUACUUCAAUUCUGAAGCGAUUCAUUGCCGACACAUUUCAAGUCGAAACACCUGCUACCCCCAAGAAGCUCGAUGGCCACCAGGUCGGCCAGCCAUUGUCUCAAUGUUUCCUCACCCCCAAUUUCCACGUACCCCCCGACAGUCCUUUUGCGAUGCGAGUCCAGGCGGGUCCAGCUGAGAAUUUGGGUACUUCCAGCAAGGAUGGUCCCAAGAAGGAGUUCAAGUACUCCAAGGAACAGGUGGCCAAGUAUGUCAAAUGGUGCAAGAAGCAGCAGCAGAAGCAUGUUGAUGAUGAUUGGCACAUCACGUCCACCCCCUCUGGCCAAGAUGCUAAAUUUGGCGACAUGUGGGGGACACCAGACCAUCCUGCUCACUUUUUGAUUACUACUUCAGUUGGUCUACUAUCAAGGCAUCCCAACUCCAAAGACUGGCCUUUCUGCUGCUCAAAAUAUGCAGGUGUGAGUAUCCCAACUCCUUUCUACUAUCUUCUGGCUCAGUUCAUGCAUCAAGAGCUGGGCUUCAACUAG